Molecule: messenger RNA, 6888 nt
Organism: Gadus morhua (Atlantic cod)
Lineage: Eukaryota; Metazoa; Chordata; Actinopteri; Gadiformes; Gadidae
Gene: nacad
Product: NAC alpha domain containing
Exons: 11
Coding region: 69-6758 (2229 amino acids)
Cellular component (GO): nascent polypeptide-associated complex
Source: RefSeq, a predicted model, not a curated record
GCCAUGAAGUCAGACACGUGCUGCCGGAAAGAGUGAAGUGGCUGAGCAUUCAGAGCCGGAGAGGAAGCAUGCCGGGGGAGAGCACUGAGCAAUCUGUUCCCGCAGCGAGGCACCAGGAGCAGGGGGACGAGGCCACACGACUCCCUGGAGCAGACAUGACGAGACAUCCCUCCACUGACUCCAUGCCUAGCGACAGUGGCUCCACUCCUAGCGACAGUGGCUCCACUCCUAGCGACAGUGGCUCCACUCCUAGCGACAGUGGCUCCACUCCUAGCGACAGUGGCUCCACUCCUAGCGACAGUGGCUCCACUCCUAGCGACAGUGGCUCCACUCCUAGCGACAGUGGCUCCACUCCUAGCGACAGUGGCUCCACUCCUAGCGAUAGUGGUUCAAGCCCGUUUCCAAGAACUCCUCAGAAGCCACUCCCUAUGUGCGACUCCCCUUUUGGGCCACGUCUACUUCGUGCCACUCCCGGUCACUCUGUGACCCUACGACCCCAGCCGGAGGGCUCUGACUAUCGCCACAGCAACAAAGCCAGACUCUCCGGGAGGCUGGGGGGUCAUGGGCCCUGUGGCCGCCACAUACCUGGGAAGAUGGAAAGAAUCAAGGUUCUGACUGGCUCUGAGGUGGAAAGUGACUACAAGGAGCCAGAUACCAUGGUGACAAGGGUGGUAAUGGGCCAGGAGACCUUGCUCAAGACGUCUGAGAUCCAGAAAGGGAAAACUCAGGGGCCGUCUAGUUCACAAGCUAUACCCCUGCCUGGAGUCCCAGAUGCUGCAGCCCCUCACAUCACCCCAACGACAGACACCCAAAUGGACACUGCAAAGAAAGAGAGCCAACGCCAGAGCCCAACGAGAGGGGAGGCUCAGCUACCGGCGCAACCUCCAAACUCAUUCCCUUCCCCUCUCCUCAAAACCCUCAUCCCUGAUCCCUCCUCAUCCGCAGAAUUCGUCACAGCCGGUGACAUUUUGAUAGACAACCCAGGGGAGGGAUGUACCCCCUCUCAGAAUGAAGUGCCUUCCGCCUCUUUUCCUGAGCUUGCCUAUCCAGUGGUUUUGUCCUUUUCUGAGCCAGCUUAUAUUGUUGACCCACUAAGAGUGGGUGUGCCCACGUUCCUCGACCCUGAUCCUUACUACACUGCCCCCUCCACUCCCAUCAAGGCGACCGCCCGCCACUCCAACAUGAAGCACCACUCUUACCCCGGCUCCCCUGUCUACCCCCUCUCCCCUGGCUCCCCCUCAGACAGCGAGGAGUUGUGCUCACCUCUCACCUCUCCCUCUGGCUCCUACGUCACAGCAGAAGGAGGUAGCUGGACCUCCUCCUACACCUCCUCCACGUCCCCUUCUCCCAACCUCCUGUUCACCGAGGAAGCCUCGGAGGCCCCCGCCUGCUUUGUGAGCUCCCUGUCAGAGAUCGGCGACGAGGCCGGGGAGGAGCGCUCACGAGGACGCGCCGAGCGGGAGCAGGAGCAUGAGAGAGGAGAAGCCUUCUGCUUGUACACAUCUGAGAUUUUUGGUAGGAGUUCUCGGUUAUCAGACACAGUUAUUCUGGAGGAGGAGGAUGUGGGGAGAGGGGAGGAGGUGGGGAGAGGGGAGGAGGUCCAGGGGUCCAGUGGUUGCUCACAUUCAGUGGUUUCUCACAGCCAUUGGAUGGUGGAGGACGUAUCUCCUCGCAGGAGCAGUAGUGGGCGGAGCAGCGACUCCCAAGAGGAUGUAGCCAGCUCGGAAGGAUUGCUCUGUCUGCUGGAAGAUGCUCAUGUGAGACGCGCGGAGUACCCAGCUACCCUACCCCAGGAAGGCCUUGAGCUGCAACUAGAGGCUUGUGGGUCAGACGAACAUUAUUCAUACAUAGAGCAGUUAACCAUGGUGAGGGUCAGGCAACUAGAGCAAACCUCCGAUGUCUUGGGCACUGACACAGAUACCGCCACCCCUUGCUCUGCUAGUAUCAGCCACAGCGCUCCCCUUCUUGAGGCAUUUGGUGACAUUGAAUCCAAUUCUUCUAUGCUCUUCCCAGGAGUCUACACUAAUGAUGAGUCCGAUGAGGACAGGAUGAUUCCGGCCUCACUGCUGUCUUUCCCUCUUCACACAAGCCUUAUCUUCCAGGCUGACUCCAUGGAAAUCACCCUCUUCCCAACGGAAGAGGAGACCGAAGUAGAAGAAGUGAAAAAAGACAAUGAAGAAAAGGAUGUGGAUGCUUAUGCUGCUGGCGAGGAUGAAGCCGAUGUGGAAGAUGUUGACGACGAUGACGAUGAUUCUGAAGAGGAAGAAGCUGCUGAGGCUAAGGUAGAGGAGAAGGUGGCAGAGGAGGAAGAUGACGUGGAUGUGGCUGAAGAGGAGUGUGAUGGUAAAGCAGUGGAGGAUCCAACAGAGGAAGACACAUCUGCUUCUUUCCUUCAUUCGUUAUCGGAGACAUCCAUCAACGAGGGCCUGGAUGAGUCAUUUUGUUAUCCAGAUGACACAGAUGACUCAUUAGAUUCUGCUUCAUACAACGGCGAGGAGGAUGAGCGCCUGUACAGUACAGAGAGGCAUGCCCAGUCACCCGAGCCUAGAUGUUUAGAUGCAGUAAACUGCAUUAACUUGCAACCAGAAGCUGGGCAACAGCCUGCCAGUGUUCAAGCUGAGCCCUUUGAGGGACAAAUUUGCCCCAAACUAUCUCAUCACAUGGAACCACCCCAUAGCUCUGAACCUGUCCCUGAUCAACCACCAUCUUCUCACAGCCCAAGUGGAAGUGAAAGUGACAUGGAGAUCUCUUCUGGGCUGUCAGACUCCCUUAGCCAGCCUAAAGAUGUCUGUGGUUCCACUCUUGUUGCCAACCCUCCUGUCGAUUCUGCUUUAUGCCAUGAAGCUGCUCCUAAUUCUGCUAAUGUUUGUUUUCAAACUAUUUCCUGCCCUUCGGUCACAGUUCAAAAGUAUACAACAGAGCAACCCUAUCGAAGUCUGGCUCUGGAUAUCAGACCAGAAGCAACUGUUACAGAGAUAAAAGAGCAAUCACUGCAUGAACACAUUAUGGCAGAGAGGGACCAGCAGAGAAGUGGUAUGUCUGAGGAGGAGUCCACAGAUGAACUCGAGGGAGACUCGUUUAAAUUGCUCAUCAAGCCUCGACAUUCUCAGUUUAAAAGCAAACAAUCUGCCGGGAUAGCAAGACCUUUGUCAUCCAAAUCAGAGACUCAGAAAAGUCCCACAUCUGUUAGGGCAGUAAUAGCCAUAAGUGUACCCAUCGUGCAGACGGAGCAUGGGGAGCUUGAGCUUGACCAACAAAAUGGAAAUGCUUUAGCUGAGGGUGUGAUUCUGAUGGGCGAAAGUUCGGAGGGAACUAGCCUUUCUGUGAAAACAGGGUCGCCGACCGCCGCCACCAAUGACUUGAAUAAGGGUGUCCCUCUUCUUUCCUAUCCCAAGGACCCAAUUCCUAACCCCAGUAACAUCCCCAUAUCUGCGUGCUCAGAGCUUGUUUCAGAUCCACCGGACAACCUGGUCCUGAACCCCUGCCCCUGUGACUCGGCCCAGGAAAACCUGAGGGAGAACACGCUGAGUGCUGAGGAGGGUGGCACAGGAGCUCAUGGUUCUCCACACACACCGCUCGCUAUCUCGCCCAAGAGAGAGAACUCAGAGACCACCUCAGCAAGGGUGAUGGACUCUGCAGCUGUGGCAUGGGGUUCCGACUGCAUGGGGCUGAGGUUAGGUCUGGGACUAGGGCCCGGGGCAACACUCGGGGCCUUUGGAGUUGUGGGGUCACUCUCUCUUUCUCUGGGGAAGAGCUAUGAGCUAGAAGAGACAGAGAGCCUGCUCAUGUGCAACAUAGAAGGACAGAGUACACAGAUGGCAAUGGCACCCGACCUACCCGACAUUAACUCUGGAGAAAAUGAGAAUGAUGGUGAGGGAGAUAAAGAAAACAACAGUGCUUUGUGGAAGAGAGAGGGGAUGGCAGAUGUGGAGCUCAUAGAUGAGGGAGCCCCUGAAUCAAAUUUGUCACACUGGAGAUCCAUCGAAGAGAUAUCAGAGGCAGGGGGUGGAGAGGAUGGCAGCUCCAGAUUCCUGGAUGAUAAUGUCAGUAAUCUAAACCCAGUCGAUGAAGGAAAAAACAAAGAUGCACAAGAUCAGGGCAACACGUCGGCUUUCAAUUCCUUAGAAAUGCCAGUUAGUGGGACUUUGAAUGCCUUGUCAGAGGAAUUAAGGCCUCUGAACACGAGUGUCAGUGUGACUGAGUCCACUUCAAAUAUUCCACUCAUUGAUAUGCCAACACCAAAUGAAACACACAUGAACAGAAGGCCAAUUGACAGCUUUUUAAACCUAUCUGAAACAGAGGAUGGUUGUGAUAGUCCCUGUAACAUUUCUGCACUGGGUUCUGACGUGUCUAUUGUGGGCCAACUGCCCAGUUCACCAGAACUGAUCGACUCUAGACGCCAAAAUAAUACAGUGUCCCCCUCAGCCUCUAAGGAGAUUGAUAUCGCCCUUUCUCUGAUUGGCGGAUCCUUUGGUUCCUUCACUUCCAAACCAAAGUUAAAUCAAUCAAAACCUGCUAGGAGUUGUCAAGAAAAUGCUUCAUCAGUUUUGGGAAAGGAUGAGGAGGAAAAUAUAGGGCCUCUGUUGAAUCCAGUUAUAAUGAAACUACAGUUGGAAGUCCAAAGAGAAGUACAUGUCAGUUGUUUGACUUCCAGUGAUAUCAACCAAACAAAGACUCAAAAUGCCUUUGAAGAUGGGGAGACUUGUGUCUGUACAUCAGGAGAGAGAGAUAAGGUGGAAUCCAAAAAUGGAGAGAAAGAAAGGAAGAAUGAGCUUGAGGGGGAGAAAGAGGUGAUUGAGGAGAAAAGGGAGUGUGAAAAUACAAGCAAAGAUGUGGAGAAAAUGGAGCAAAACAAGACAAAGAAUGAAAUGGAGAAACAGAAAAGAAAAAGCCAACAGAGGGCAGCAAAUAAAGAGAAGGACAAUGGGAAUGUUUCCCCAGAAGAUUUCGAGGCCUCUCCAUGUAACACCCAUCACGAGCCUUGUGCUGAUCCACCAGUCAACACCAAGAAUGGACAAAAAGGGAGGCAGGGCCAACACAAAGCAUCCCAGCCAGCCACACAUGCAGACACAUGCUCCCAGGCCGGUCCUGUUCCACCGGAGUGUGUUGUUUCAGCAGCUGGGGGCCAAACAAGGGGGCUUGCUCAUUCUAAAUCUAAGAAAGGACGUAAGCAAAACAAGAUGUCCAUGGCAUCGGACAAAAAGCAGACAGUACCUGCAAAAGUUGAAGCUGAAGGGAAUCAGAACAGAACAGACCCUUCCAGCUCUAGUCCUGAUGAGUGCAUUUUUAGCCUUGGAAACAGCAUAUCUCCCAUGCGUGCCCAAGACAAACUCCAUGAUUUAGCAUCAAGGAACCACUCAAUGCAAAAACAGGAAGUGCUUGAUAACAGGCCAUUACCGAGGGGAAGCCCCAAGGAUAUUAAUGAAAAUAACACUAGCAGCUCUACCACUCGGGCGCUCACAUCCUCUUCCAGCCGUCUCUCUUCUUCACCACCACCUCUCUCUUCCUCCCAUCGGCCAUGCAGCUCCUUGCAUCCAGAAGAUGAGCUCAACACCCAGGAGUCCCAUCACGGCCUCCCCUCAUUGACUCAGAACGGAGAUCAAAUUCCUGUCAGUAACACCGGGGUUAACCUGCCCUCUUGCCCUCCUCCAAUUAUUUACAACAAAAACAACAAGAACAACAACCUUCAAAAGCAAAGGCAUUCCACACCAACAACAUCUAGCAGUCCCAGUGUCUCUGCUGCCCCUUCUUCUGUUGCUCUUUCGCCUCUCAGUCUGUCCAAGCCCACCCAACAGUCGCCGUGUGGAUAUCAGGAUCAGAAGGAGUUCUUUCUGCCUUCUCAAACCGGCCCGCCACCCCAGUCUGAGGGGGCUGCUCUGCCCGGUCACCUGGCCAGGCGUGCUGUGCCUUGGAGUGGAAGAGACACAUACAGAGGUUCCCGUCUUGUUAUGGACACAGACAGUGAAGAGGACGUAGCUCUUCCUCAAGAUCACAGAAUCCAGGCCAAAGGGACUGCUGGAAGCCGGCAUAGUUCAAUGCAUAAAGAGUGUGAAUCAUCCAACCACAUGGAAAUUCAGCCCUUUUCUCAACAGUUGAUUACAGACAGACAGCCUUGCUGUCCAAUCAGCAGCCGACACAAGUUUUCAGAAGAAAUCCUCCAGUCCUUCAAAAAUAAUUUGGGCUCCUGCAACGACUCAGAGACUGAAGGCUCGGUGCCAGAGCUGGAGGGUCCAGAGACGACGCCAUGCAGACCCUCACAGCCCCAGUCCAUGUCCCCCAUAGACGAAGGGUUAAACAGACCCAAACAGAGUCGCAGUGAGAAGAAGGCCCGCAAGGCCAUGUCCAAGCUGGGUUUGAAGCCAGUUCAUGGUGUGACCAGGAUCACCAUCAGGAAGUCUAAGAGCAUCCUGUUUGUCAUCAGCAGACCAGACGUGUUCAAAAGCCCGGCCUCUGACAUCUACAUCGUAUUUGGAGAAGCCAAGAUUGAGGACCUGUCCCAGCAGGUCCAUAAAGCUGCUGCUGAGAAGUUCAAGGUGCCUGUGUCCUCCUCCCCGCUGGCCCCCCCCGCCCCACCCAGCGUGACCAUCAAGGAGGAGAGUGAGGAGGAAGAGGAGGAGGAGGUGGACGCUGGAGGCCUGGAGCAGCGGGACAUCGAGCUAGUCAUGGCUCAGGCCAACGUGUCGCGGGCCAAGGCCAUGCGCGCCCUGAAACACAACAACAACGACAUUGUCAACGCUAUCAUGGAAUUGACCAUGUGAGUGGGUAGGAUAGUGGGGGUCCUGAAGCCCCACCCUCCCCCUACUUAAGCCUAACGCCACUCCCCCUGUAUCGCUGCUAUGUUGCAUCCUUAGUACCUGCUCAAUAAAGUCUGUGAGAACCUGUACAUCA